Messenger RNA from Octopus sinensis (East Asian common octopus), 4517 nucleotides. RefSeq names its product stAR-related lipid transfer protein 7, mitochondrial. Gene Ontology annotation, molecular function: lipid binding. The transcript is spliced from 9 exons. The coding region runs from base 520 to 1665 and encodes 381 amino acids. The record is from RefSeq and is a predicted model, not a curated record. Lineage: Eukaryota; Metazoa; Mollusca; Cephalopoda; Octopoda; Octopodidae.
AAAAGGAGGAUAAUAGUGAGAGAGGGAGAAAGAAGGGAACAAAUAGUGAGAGCAAGAGAAAAAGAGACAUUACAAUCGAUACUCGACAUGCGUGUGAGUAUCGCUUAGUUUAGCCUGUAGCUCGACGUUAUUUUUUUUUAUUCAAGUGCUGGUCACGUUUACCUUGUGCUGGAUUUAAGGUAGUAGUAGUUUGGUUUGGUGAUCACUUCAUGUUCAUAGUGGUGGUGUGUUCUGUAGAUACCGGCACAUCAGACUCCUGAUAAGCGCUAUGUAGACUCCUUUUUUCCUCUUUCCUCUAUCCCUCCCCUUUUCCAUUGAUGACUUUUCACCUCAUCUACAACUACAAACUUUGUCCCUCCUCAAAUCUGUUGAACGGUUCUUUUGCGUUUUUCAAGCCGUGUUUCUCCCUUCAUCUUUCUACACGCUCAUUUUUAUUUUCUGUCACCGAUCCUUACAACGUCGAGGAAAGAACUUUGUCUAUGACGAACAAUUAUUAGUUACCAUUCACUUUAAAACACCAUGUCUUCACCAGAACACAUAAGACGGGGUAUGCGGACAGUUUUCACCCAUCUGAUCCGCUCGUCCGUUCUCACCAAAGUUUUGAGCGCAAGUAUUAUAAAACAGUCACAUACUGCAACAACCCUCUCUUGCCGAACAAACACUGCUGUUUCUCUGUUUCGCAAGCUGUCUGAGAAAGCAAAUGCUCAGUUGGACAUUCUCAGCACGCAUUUUGCCAAACAGUGCCAUGCCAUUGUUGCCCAGCGGGUCCGCCGUGCACUGCAGAUUUCUAAUCUCUACAGCCGACUCUAUGACCAGAAGUCUCUGGUACACAUGCUUACAAAACUUCGCAACACCAUCUUGAAACAUACAUCAAACAAAUCUUUAGGUUUCCUUUUGAGUGCUUCAUUGUUUUCAUGGGACAAAUACCGAAUAACAGAUGAAGAGAUGCAAAGUGUAGCUGAAGACAUCUCUUCAGCUAAUCUCAAACACAUGUCCUCAAAAGAACUUAAAGCUUUGAACUGGCAAAAAGUGAUAGACCAGCCCAAUCUCGAGGUAUGGCGUAAACCAAUUGAAAAUUCUCAUCUCUAUCAGUACAAAGUUCAUGGAUCUUUCUAUGAUAUUCCGGCCAGUGCAUUUUUUGUGAUUCAGGUAGACUUAAAUUACCGAAAGAUUUGGGACAAACUGGUAAUUAAGCUUGACAUAGUUGACCGUGAUGAAGAGUCUGGUUCUGAGAUAGUUCAUUGGAUCACACACUUUCCUUAUCCAAUGUACAGUCGAGAAUAUGUAUACAGAAGAAGAUUCAAUAUUGAUGAAGAAAACAAACUGAUGGUGAUGACUUCCUACUCUGUGUAUCAUCCGCGCUGUCCUCUGAACUCUGAUUUUGUCCGUGUCAACGAUUACACUUCAAAGAUGGUUGUUAAGCCCCACUCUAACUUCAAUGACAAUGGUUUUGAUUAUGUGCUAACUUAUUCUGAUGACCCACAAGCUGCCUUCCCAAUGUUUGCCUACAACUGGAUGGCUACUACUGGAGUUCCUGAGUUUGUUGAAAAACUACACCAAGCUGCAAAGAAACUUCAUAAAAAUGGAAAUUACGAUAAAACCUUUGUACCAGAUUCCUGUUCUGUUGAUACAAACCAGUACAGUCGUAUCUCUAGCUACUGUUGAGCUGAUAGUCUUAGCUUUGUUUUCCUCUUUCCUUUCCCCUUCUAUCCUCCUCAACAAUCAAUUAACAAUUUUGGAUUUUCCAAAUGAUGUGGUAGUCAAGUCUACUAAGUAGAUGGUUUACUUUACUUCAAAGAUGGCAAUCAUUUCAGAAGAUUACGUCUUCUUUGUCUUUCUUUAAUGGUCUUUCCCUCAGUCUGAUCAACUCCUCUUUUUCUGAGCUUCUUUCUCCUCUUUAGUCAUCCUAUAAAACAAAAUAUGUUUAUAAAUUAGUUGGAGGAGGAGGGACAGUGCCCAUUAUAACUGUAGGUUCUCUCAGAUUUGUGAGAUUGAUGCUAUUGGUUUUUUUUUUUUUCAUAUGCCAAAUAGAGUUUUUACCAGUUCUAUUUGAAAGGAAUUUUUCUUGUUAUAUUUGCAAGCUGUAACAAAGGGAGGAUUAUUUUGGCAUUUUUUAAAUGGGUUUUUGGUUGUUGUUUAUUUUUUUCAUCUAAAUCAUGAAUUUAUGAGAAACAACAAAAUCUGCUUAAAAAAUAUGCCAUUUCUCAUUACAAAAUUUUUUUUUGUUCAAUUCUUUUUGGUUUCAAAAAAUAGCUGAAGAGGACAACUGGUCAUGUGCUUGCAUGUUGUGAUAAAUAUAUGUGUAUUUUAUUUUGCAAACCAUUAUCUUUUUGUAUUUUUGUUUUGUUUUGUUUUUUUUUAAAUGAAUAAACUAUAACAGAUAAAAAAUUUUUUUUUUUAAAUAAGUUUCAUUCUAAUUCAUAAAUGCUUCAAGAUCCAUAAAGUCUAAAGCAAGUUCCUUGUGAGCCAAAUAGUUUUGUUUUCAUUGAUAGUUAUAACUUGUUUUUUUCUUUUCAUUUACUUGCCUAUGCUUUUGGAAACACAAUGAUUGUCACAUCUCCGGUUUCUUAUUUUGAAGAACAUAGGGGUUCUGGAGAAAGUGCAAGUGGGAUGACAUGGUAUUUGACUACUAGAACAUACAACGUGUGAAGUUCAAAUCUGCUACAAGCAUUUCAUUGUGUAUAUUUAUCAGUGCCCUCGAUUUUAUUCACCUCAGUUCAUCUGGUUGUAAACAGUCUACUUGGGAAUUGCAGUUACCUGCAGUUGAUUGGCAAGCUGUCCUGAGUAAUGCUUGUCUCUUUCACUUGAUUGUAUAAAACCAGAGGAGAUACACAUGGGCACUGAUUUUCAAAAAUUGCUUGUGGCUUUUUGAGUCAUUUACAUUUUCUGGAGAAAACAGUGGAAGAUUGACUCUGUUAAAAACACAGCAAAGUAUGUUAAUUAGAUAAAAAUUAAUUAUAAACUUCAGUCAGUGCCUUGACCACAUUUAACUGCUGCUAUUCCUCAUUUUCUUUUUGUUUGGGUUUUUUUUUUUUUCUUUUUUAUGCUCCUAUUAUUACAACAAAAUUUCUUCUCUUUAAAGUAUCUCCAUAAUCUGUUGGAGAUUCUUUUGUUUGUAAUGAAUAUAAUGAAAUGUAAAGUACUGUAUGCAUGCUUUAGUGUGUAAGUUUAAAUUCAGUUCUCAAAUAGGAUAACCCUCUUUGCAGAAUAAGUAUAAACAUAGAAUUGAUGAAGUGGUGAGACCAUGCAUAGAGUGAACCAGACAACUAAGAACAGAACAAAAUGCAAGUUAAAAUGAAUGACACCAAACAGGAAAAUAAAAUAACAUACUCCCAGAAAAAUAGCACCUGUGUCCAACUUAGGUAUAUCAAAGAAACAGGUCAUUUAUUAAAACUACCCUUGACACUAAUGUAGUCAUGGCAGUAACUACAUUCUAGGAUCAUGCAUCUCCUGCACAAACUGCCCACCAUUCCUACAGUGGCAACUGAUACCAUUGGUUGCCUGCCUACUGUCUCUAACAAUGCUCCAGAUACAGUAGUCAAAACAGCUAGAAGACCAUGUGGUUUUGGUUGUGAAGGUAGAGUUGCAUAACCAGAGUUCACUCAAGUCUUUGCUAGACAUGAACUGCUCUUUUCUUAUAGGACUUGUAUAGGGUGUCUUUGUGCACCACACAUCAGAUAGUGAACUUUGCCACUUUGAAACGUUCACCAAUGGACCUUAUUUGAUUCACUGGGAUGAUUGGUAAUGUUCUUAUUCUGCUGGACAAGCUUGGUUGUCCUGGUGAUGUCUGACUGCUGAGAAUCUUUCUUUCCCUUGGUUAUGGAUGACAUCCAUGCAUGAGGUCUCUGGCUCUUUCCCAAUGCUGAGCUUAAGACAGCUUUGUUCAAGAAGUUGACAGUCUUGGAACUGCUAUAUUUUGCAAGUUCCUUUUAUUUCCUCUGUCAGAUUGGAAUCUGCCAUGUUGAUACUAUUGAAAUGUCUAAAAGAGGUACAAGAAAGUUACAAUUUGGUGUAUACUGCAAAACUAUGUUAGUUUGUCCUCUGUUUAUGACCUGCUAAAAUUGUAUUCACAAAUACCUAGGCUACCCUGAAAAGUGACAUUCUGAAACUACUGUGUAUGUGUGUCAGUCGUUUUUAAGUUGUCAACCAAUGUUGCUCUUUAUCCACUUAACUCUCACUACUUCUGCAUGCCUAGAUAUUAAUAGGCACUACAAGGAUGAUAUAGUUUGUCAUUAGUUGAAGAUUGCUUUGUUAGAAAGAAUUCACAUCUUUAGGGAAUGAGAAGGACUCUGCAAAUCUUUAUUAAUUUCAAUAAACAUUAAAGAUCUAAUUAUAGGGGUAGUUGUUUUUUUUUGGGGGGGGGGUUAUCAGGUUUUAUUCUUCUAAAUGCAUUGUGAGUGAAAUUAAUUUCAUGAAAUGUAACUCUGUAUCAAACUCUUAACUGCUCUAUCUGUUGAUUUGUGAAAAGCCCAUAUUAAGUACAUUUGGUAAAUUCUGUCUAGUUUCCUGGAAGUAAG